Molecule: messenger RNA, 422 nt
Organism: Racocetra fulgida
Lineage: Eukaryota; Fungi; Glomeromycota; Glomeromycetes; Diversisporales; Gigasporaceae
Source: the annotation of a GenBank genome assembly
AACACCAGGAGUUAUAUUGAUCACUGAUUCAGAUGACGACCUUCCAUCAGAAGAUGAAAUUUUAUUCAAAAAUUUAAACCAAGACAAUCACUACAUAAGGACACCAGAAGUUAUAUUGAUCACUGAUUCAGAUAACGACGAACUGUCUACCAUGGCUGUAAAUAAUAAUAAUAAUGAUUUCACAUAUAUCAUCAACAAAGAUCGUUCUCUCAGAAUUAUUCCUGGAUAUUAUGGAAUGAAAGGGUACACAAUAAUGUUGGAACAUUUGAUGAAAAAAACCACUGAGUGGAAACCAAAGGUAGGGCAAAAAUUCAUGGAAGAGGUUAUCAUUCCCGAAUUAGGUGUUAGGUUCAUAAUAGAAGAUCUUGGGGUUAGUGAUUACGACACCUCUGUAAAAAUCACGCGUGAGAGCGUUGAAUAUG